Messenger RNA from Cyclopterus lumpus (lumpfish), 4509 nucleotides. RefSeq names its product ribosomal protein S6 kinase b, polypeptide 1a (gene rps6kb1a). The transcript has 15 exons. Gene Ontology annotation, biological process: signal transduction; protein phosphorylation. Gene Ontology annotation, molecular function: protein serine/threonine kinase activity; ATP binding. NCBI's taxonomy places the organism in Eukaryota, Metazoa, Chordata, Actinopteri, Perciformes, Cyclopteridae. The record is from RefSeq and is a predicted model, not a curated record. Bases 845 to 2251 code for a protein of 468 amino acids.
CCGUUAACGGACAUGUCCUCAUUCACCCCUUUCCCUCGGGAUUGAGCAGUCCCCGUUACACGGUGUUUAGUAGAGACCUGGUUGCAGUUCCCUGCAUUUAAAAUGUCGUGCGAGCACAGUUCAGUUUCACCCCGUCUCGGUUCGGUACAGCCGCGUAAUUAAGAAGUGUUGACGGCGGACAAGUUGGUGUUUCACGGCAUGUGUUCAGGAAACCACCCGCUCGAGACGCACAUGACGUUACCCGGCGAGGGGCACGGACGUCGCUAUGGCAGCAAUGUGUUGUCGACGGGGGAAAUGGAUAACGACGCCAGAAAUAACGCAAGCCGAAUACAAACGGAAAAUAAGUGACCUAUAACGCCGCGUUACAUUUCACCGGGCGUCACUCACUAAUGAUACACGUCCGACAAUGGAGUCAGCGGUCUGACUGCUGCAUCGGCUUUAGUCUGCUGUAGAGACGUUACGGGACAGUGUGGGACGAUUGGUGGUUCUUCCACUAACUCACAUUAAACAUGCAAAUAAGUGGAUAUAAAUGUGCUCGCAGCAGCAACAGGCUGACACCCUACCAAUGCUAGCCGGACUGUGUAACCAACAUGAACACACUGUUUGAUAGCGUUCACUAAACGUGAACUUAGGAGUUUCUCAUCAGAUAGCGUUACUACCAAUGACUCGUUAGCCGGUAGCGACCACAUCCACACACGCGAGCGUUUUGCUGGUAAACGUGUGUCUACUUAACCAGCCCGGUCAGUCGUAACGUUACCCGUUAAUUUAAAGCGAAUACACUGACGCUAGGCUCAAGUAGUGGGGAAGGAAAUCAUGAACACUAAAAGGCCAGCUCAGUGAGUCCAUGGACCAGUGCAGUGGCUUUGACUUUAACAUGGAUGACUGUGAGAAGUUUGAAAUUUCAGAGAACAGCGUCAACAAGGGAACAGAGCAGAUCAGGCCUGAAUGCUUUGAGCUGCUGAAAGUCCUGGGAAAAGGUGGCUAUGGAAAGGUGUUUCAGGUUCGGAAGGUAUCAGGUUCCACCUCCGGGAAGAUAUUCGCCAUGAAAGUUUUGAAGAAGGCCAUGAUUGUGCGUAAUGCAAAGGACACAGCUCACACCAAAGCAGAGAGGAACAUUCUAGAGGAGGUGAAGCACCCUUUCAUUGUGGACCUCAUCUAUGCCUUCCAGACCGGGGGAAAGUUAUACCUCAUCCUGGAGUAUCUGAGCGGUGGGGAGCUGUUUAUGCAACUGGAAAGAGAGGGCAUCUUCAUGGAGGACACAGCCUGUUUCUACCUGGCCGAGAUUUCGAUGGCGCUGGGUCACCUGCACCAGAAAGGCAUCAUCUAUAGGGACCUGAAGCCUGAGAACAUCAUGCUCAACGACAACGGACACGUGAAGCUGACCGACUUCGGUCUUUGCAAAGAGUCCAUCCACGACGGAACGGUCACCCACACUUUCUGUGGCACUAUUGAAUACAUGGCUCCGGAGAUCCUGAUGAGGAGUGGACAUAACCGAGCAGUGGACUGGUGGAGUUUGGGAGCGCUCAUGUAUGACAUGCUGACAGGAGCACCCCCGUUUACCGGAGAAAACCGAAAGAAGACGAUUGACAAAAUCUUGAAAUGCAAACUCAGCCUUCCGCCUUACCUCACGCAAGAAGCCAGGGACCUCCUGAAAAAGCUGCUGAAACGAAACGCUUCGUUGCGUCUCGGGGCCGGACCAGGAGAUGCUGCCGAGAUCCAGGCCCACCCAUUCUUCCGUCAUAUAAAUUGGGAUGACCUCCUCGCUCGCAAAGUAGAGCCUCCAUUCAAACCAUACCUGCAAUCGGCUGAUGACGUCAGCCAGUUUGACUCCAAGUUCACCAGCCAGACUCCAGUGGACAGCCCUGACGACUCCACGCUCAGCGAGAGUGCCAAUCAAGCCUUCCUGGGUUUCACAUAUGUAGCCCCAUCUGUGCUGGAAAACGUCAAGGAGAAGUUCCCUUUCGAGCCAAAGGUGCGCUCACCACGGAAGUUCCCAGGAAGCCCCAGAACACCUGUGAGUCCGCUGAAGUUUGUAGGAGGGGACUGCUGGCCCCGGGGACCCACUGGCCGCACAGUGCAGCCAUCUAUGGAGGUGUCAUCGGUGGAGCAAAUGGACACAAGCGGCGGUGGCUCUGAGGCCUCUGCGCCGCUCCCCAUCAGGCACCCUUCAGGCAUCAAUGCGGGACCCUACAAAAAGCAGGCCUACCCCAUGAACUCCAAGCGGCCAGAGCAUCUACGGAUGAACCUAUGACGCUCUGCUCGCCCCACGAACAUUAGGACUCUUCGAAUUCCUCGUCUUCUUCCUUUUUUGUUUUUUCUGCUUUCAAAGAGACUUGUAGAAUAUUUUUUUCGAAUUGACUGACACUGUCAGUGCCGAUCACCAGCUCUUCCAGCAGCGCCUUCCCGUCCCUCCUGACUCAGCUUUGCCACCUCGGGCUGAAGCGGAUAAUCAGCAGUGAAGUACAGCAGAUAAGAGUCGGGGGAAGUUGUGUGUGUGUGUGUGUGUGUGUGUGUGUGUGUGAGAGGUGCUCUUCCACGAAAGUGUCCUCGCUUGUUGUUUGGUGUACUCUACUGGCUUUAUCAUAUGAUUUACUGGUGCUCUUUUAUCCCCAAGUCUGGUGAAUGUUAAUUCUAAUGUUAGUGGCUCAUUGCCUAUGUCACAGUGAGAGAAUUUGGUUACGGGGCUUUUAUUUCACCCUCAACAUGGCCUUUUUCUUUGUUGAGCAAUCAUCUUGUGAGAACUUGCAGGUUGCACUAGGUAGAUUAGCAGUAGGUAGAUUUACUGGAUAACAAUUCCACGAUGAAUACAGUGUUCCUUCAUGUUUGAGGAAAACAAUCAAAUUGCCUUUGUCACUGGAGCGUGUGGUCAGGAGUAGGUGGAGCGCGAGUUACGGAAAAGCAGCUAUAAAAAGACCGAAGUCAAACUUCAGCUGAAACAUCACAAAAAGCACCACAAUCAAUACAAUUGGCUAACACUGCUUCACUUAGUCUGGAGGCCUGCCCAGAAGCCAUGUUCAGUUUCUUUCUGUUGAAUGUAAACUGACUGUAGGCCUUUUUUCUUUUCUUUCUUUUCCGUAAAUCUCCUGCGCUGCUUGGCUCUAAUGACCCCUGCAGCAUUAUUUUGUUUAGCUCGUCUAUUCAUGCAGUCUCAUUGGCUCUGUCACGUCGACGGGCCGACCCAAAGGACGCACCGCCACACUGAUGUCACCGCCUCGGUUCAGUCGGUGUUCAUGUCUUCGUGUAUGCUUUUCGUGCAUUCACAGCACCUGGGCUCUGGCGGUCGGGGUGAAACCCGGUUUGGGCUGAGAUGUAGGACUUGUUGCUUUAUGAGCCUCUGGAGUGAAGCCAUUCAAAUCCUCUUGAAUAUGAUAGCUGAGAGUGAGCUUCAGUUUGAACGGCCCCCUGAUGUUUCUCGUUAUCCAAACACUUAAGAGUGGAAGGAAUUGACCAAACAACCAAAUCAUUUUUUUGUUUGGUGGGAAGAAAACAAACCCUGGACAUCGGCCAUCGAAGUGUCGCUGGGUUGAUUCAAGAACCCCAAGGUUCAACGGUCAAACACGUUUUAGGUCAUACUGUCAUAUUCAACGGUCAAACACGUUUUAGGUCAUACUGUCAUAUUCAACAGUCAAACACGUUUUAGGUCAUACUGUCAUAUUCAACGGUCAAACACGUUUAGGUCAUACUGUCAUAUCUGCUCAAACUGACUGUUUCCCACAAUGAUGCCCGCAGAGCCAGUUUAUCCUUCCAUGGUGUGUAGCUCCGUGUCCGUCUUGAUUUUCUUCUUCUACCAUUCCGGGACAACAAUUGUGAUUAAGACCAGUCGCUCCACUUUAUACUCCGUUUUGUUAAUUUGUUCCAAUAUUUAUUUCAAGUGCCAAUGUGUUUCCACUGUAUUGUUCACACUAUGCAAACUAUGUAUUUAUUAUGUAGUAUUAUUUAGGUCAAGCAGCAGAGUGGGUUUUCAUUUGAUUUGGCAUUGUCAUUUGAGACUUAUUUUCCCAUAACAAUAAGCAUGUACAGUAUGAUUUUUAUUUCAACAGAACAUGUCUUAGGCAUUCUCAGAUGCAACUUUUUCUUUUUCUUAAUCCCAAACAUUGAGGACGAUUACCUAAAUGACUUAAAGUAUUUAUUGUCUGGCUUGGUAUCAUAUUGAAGGGGGACUGUCAGAAAAAUAUUUUAAUAUCUUAGACUUGAACUUCAGUUUGUAUUUUGCGGUGCUUAAAGCAGGGGCAGUGAUUUCGGGGGGUGACUGAUGCUAAUUUCUUUGCUCCGCGGUCGGUCGGUCGGGGUCGAUACUGUUCUCCUGUUCAGUGAAGUAUCUUCCACACCGAGUUGUUUGACAACCAUCUUAACAAGCAUCACCUCUGACUGAAGUGUGUUGAAUAACAGUAUUCCUGUUGCUCUGUUACCCCCUAGAUCUGCCCUUUCAGAUGGGGAAUGUUAUGCAUCAUGUAUAUGAUGGAGUCAAAAUAAAAAAUAUUGCAAUGUGACAACAUAUGUUCAUUUGAA